AUUUAUUUUAUAGGUGAUCACUGCUAUUACAAAUCUUUUAGCUUCAAUGUCUAGAGAAGAUGAUAAUAACGAUCCACGUAGUUUGAAACGAAAAUUUGAUAUGGAUCUACUGACUGCAGAAGUUGCAAAAUUGGGACAAGUGGAUGUUCCACCACCUUCUCACUCACCUAUGAUGCAUCAUCAAUCUCAUUAUCCUAGAGAACAUCCAAUAAGAUCAAUGUCAACUCCACAACCCAUGGUUGGUUUGGAACCUACACAUUCAGCAAUGAGUGAGAUUGAAUAUCGUAUGCGGUCAACAUCUCCAUUUGGUCCAAAUCAUCAUAAUCCAAAAGUUCAAACAUCUAGUCCUUUAGCCAUGUUACCGGAAAUUCCGUUUUCUCCUUUUCAACCGAAUAAUAAUUACCUACGACACCGAUCUCCUGAACCGAUAUCAGGUGUGAGCCCUGCCAACAGUAGAUCUGCAUCAAUGGAUACAUAUAGUCGAUCGAGAAUCCAGUUGUUAAUAAUCCAUCAACGUCGCAAACAAGAGCUCCACCAAUACCUGAUCCUCCGGAUAACGGUGAAGAAUACGCCAAGAGACGCAAAAGAAAUUAAGAAAGAAAGUGAAGAUGAAUUAAGUGGACGAACCCGCAGUAUAAACGGUUGGAGAGAUAUAAUUAAUAAUUAUUAUAUUUUUUUUUUUUUCUUUUCCCUUUUCCAAAAAAGUAAUUAUAUACAUAAGUAGGUACAUGAGAUAAAUAAAUUUAUAGUACUAUACUAUUUAUUAAUUCUGUAAUGUGUAUAUAGUAUAUAGCAAAACUUACUUAUUUUUACAAAUAAUAAUAAAAUAAUAAUUUAUAAUUUAUAAUUUAAUAAAAUGUUUAAAUGA
Rhizophagus irregularis DAOM 181602=DAOM 197198 is the source of this 868-nucleotide messenger RNA. The record is from RefSeq and is a predicted model, not a curated record. NCBI's taxonomy places the organism in Eukaryota, Fungi, Glomeromycota, Glomeromycetes, Glomerales, Glomeraceae.